AUGUCCUUCGAGGAGGCGAAACAGUACCUGCGGCAGGAGGACGAAGAUGGCAACUCCUUGUACGAGCACCUGUCGCGUGUGUUACUGAAAGUCAUCGUUGAGAAGCCGCAGAAUGCAAACGCCAUGUUCGAGCAAUUGUCUCAAGAGCUGCGUGGGGCGACGCAGGUGAAACCAACGCUGCCGACGGAAGGUGAGCCUGAGAUAGCCAAGCCGGAGAAAAAGUCACAACUCGACUGGUGCGGCGCUGUAUCAAACCUCUAUGCUCCCACAGAGGGCGACGCGACUGAGAUCACUUACCCUGACCUGAUGACCGAGGCGAACGUGUACGAGUGGGCGGGAAUCAACUUCGGAAAGAUGGAGACCUAUCGUCUCUACCUAGCCAUCAAACAGAAGGCAGUAGUCGAAGCGCGGAGCCUUCGCUUCUGGGGAAAGAUCACGGGCCGGAGCGGUGACUACUUUGUCGUGCAGGGUGACAAUCCCAAUCCCCCAUCAGCAGAGGAGAUAAAGACAGUCGAGGGAGCUGAAGGCGCGAACAAGUACGCUUUCUGGGUCUGCACGCAUGCGGGCGGUACGUGGACCAAGCUUCCGGAUACCACGCCAGAGGCAAUUGUGGUUGCACGACAGAUCAAACGAUUCUUCACGGGAGACCUCGAUGCACCCGUCCCAUCCUACCCGCCUUUCCCAGGAUGCACAGAGGCGCACCUCCUCCGGGCUCAGAUCGCCAUGAUCACAAGCGAGUGCAGCAUCUCGCCCGGCGGUUUCUACGCAGAGGACGACGAGGCCGAGGAGGGCAUCAAGGCCAUUAAGAAGGUAGAGGAGAUGGAAGAUUUCAAGUCCGCCGAGGACCUCAAGGACGCCAGCAAUUGGGUCCACCACGAGGUCCCUAUCAACGUCAACGGGCGUUGCAACCAGCCUCCGGUGAACGAGGAAGAGGAGGAAGGGGCUGAGCCGGCAGACGAGCUUCCCGACCUGCCGCUUCUUGGUGCCAUUGCUGAAGAUGAGAUUACCGACGGUCCCGCGUGGUCAAUCUCAGUUUGUCCCAGUGGCGCAGGUGAGUCGCCCGACUCGGCUGUCGUCGCCAAGAGCCUCAAAUGGCCUGGCGCCGUUGCUGCUGCGUUCGGUAAUAAAUUCAUAAACGUGUACUGCGGUUUUGGCUUUGCUUCAUCGCGCGGCGUGUCUUACGAACCGCCCAGGGUACCCCCGAUUCAGAAGGAAUGGGCCCCGACGGAGGAAGAUGACAAGGGCCUCAUUGAAGAUGAAGACAAGAUUACGCAGCCUGUCGUGGAAGAGGAGGAGGAGGAGGAUGGCUAA
Messenger RNA from Aureococcus anophagefferens, 1311 nucleotides. RefSeq lists its product as hypothetical. The record is from RefSeq and is a predicted model, not a curated record. Lineage: Eukaryota; Pelagophyceae; Pelagomonadales; Pelagomonadaceae. Gene Ontology annotation, biological process: axoneme assembly; cilium movement involved in cell motility; cilium assembly. The coding region runs from base 1 to 1311 and encodes 436 amino acids. Gene Ontology annotation, cellular component: radial spoke; axoneme. The transcript has a single exon.